Messenger RNA from Hepatospora eriocheir, 342 nucleotides. Lineage: Eukaryota; Fungi; Microsporidia; Hepatosporidae. The record is from the annotation of a GenBank genome assembly.
AUGUAUUGCUUAAAAUUUACUCAAAGCACUGUUAAAUUUACUAGAAGCAUUGAUGAAUUUUUAAAUAACAGAUUUAAUUAUCUACAAAAUUAUUUAAUUCUUUUAUCAAAAGAAUUUACAUUUAAUCUAAAUGGUAUUAUGAAUACAUCAUUCUCUUAUUACAAUAACAGGUAUAAGGUAAUUUAUUACAAUUUGAAAUUUUAUUUCGAAAUGAUUUUUAAAUAUAAAAAAGAAAUAGAAAUGACAAUCUUUAGAUCUGAAGAUUGUAAAGAUUUAAAAAAGAAAUUAGAAACAUUAAAAAAUUACAUUUCUGAGGAUAAAGGAAUUGUAAUAGAAGUUUAA